Messenger RNA from Leguminivora glycinivorella, 1578 nucleotides. RefSeq lists its product as uncharacterized. The coding region runs from base 96 to 1103 and encodes 335 amino acids. The record is from RefSeq and is a predicted model, not a curated record. NCBI's taxonomy places the organism in Eukaryota, Metazoa, Arthropoda, Insecta, Lepidoptera, Tortricidae. The transcript has 2 exons.
CCGGAAAUUAAUUAAAUUGGUUAAUUAACGCGAAAAUAGUGCGAAAAGUAAACAAAAUAAUAAUUAGCGGGACUUGGUGUUUAAAGUAAACAAACAUGGAAACAGUGCUAACGCCUCCGUUACCAUUUACUUACGAUCAAAGUUUGUUGAACAUUACUUCGGGCAGUUUAAGUGACAGUUGGAAAAAAUGGAGUAAAGGAUUUCAAAUAUAUUUCGACGCGUGUGAACUUUCUAAAAAAACAUCGGUCAUACAAAUAAAUAUAUUGCUUCAUAUAGUGGGUGAACAGUGCAGGGAAUUGUAUGAACAACUAAAUGUAAAGUGUACAACGGUAGAACAAGUGUUGGACGAAUUUAAGAAAUAUUUUGAACAAAAGAAAAAUCUGACGGUGGAGAGGCAUCGAUUUUUUACAAGAAAUCAGGCAGAAAGUGAAACAAUUGAACAAUAUGUGUUCGAUUUAAGGAAAUUGUCAACUUCAUGUGAAUUUGGAACUUUAUGUGAUUCCUUAAUUAAGGAUAGAUUGAUAUGUGGAAUCACGAGCAAAGCUAUUCGAGAGAGAUUAUUACGCGAAGCCGACUUGACUUUAGAACAAGCUAUGGAGAUAUGUCGAGCGGCCGUAGUAUCCAAAGUGUAUUCUGAAAAUAUCAUUGAAGAAUCGCGGGAGAAAUCGGUACACAAUAUAACGGCAGGUGACAAUAACGGCACAUCACAAGUAAAUAAUAAUGUGUGGCAAAUAUCACAACGAGGAAAUUACGGUCGAGGACGUGGACGGUUCGCGGGGUCGCGCGGCGGCGGCGGCCGCGGCGCCGGGCGCGGUGGCGGCGCCUGGAGCGGGAGCAGCGCGGGCGGCUGGCGCGCGCGCCCGGCGGCCGGCCCGGCGCGGGCGGCGCCCGGCGCUGGCGCUGGAGACAGUGCUCGUGGUGCGAUGGACAACGCGUAUAAUAAACAUCGUAUGUGUAACAAAUGUGGCACAAUGCAUGGAAACUAUGAGUGUCCUGCGUAUGGAAAACGUUGUUUACGGUGCUCGCGUAUGAAUCACUUUUCGCGUGUGUGUGGUGUAUAUCAAAUUGAAGAAUCUGACCAGCAGGACAGUGAUACCACCUAAUAGGUGGGGCGAUUGGAGUACAUAGCUGGAAUUCAAGUACCUACCUACUGCCUGUUGGAUAACCUUUGCCUAUACAUAUUAUAUAAAAAAGAGAAUGUUCAGUUUUAAUGUAAUAGCGGUAUAAUUAAAGUCUAUUAUAGUUUAGGUAAACAUUGAAUAUAUUAAAUAAUAUACCCUAUUAGUUGUAAAUUAUUAAAACACAUUUAGUAUUGUAAAAACAAAAUUGCAUUGUAAAGUAUUCAGUAUGUUAUCAAUGUACCUAAUAACUAUAAGCAUGAAAAAAGUGUAUCAUAAAUAAAUAAAAAUAAUUGUUAAUUAUAAUGAUUGUCAAGUAAUUUAUAGUUAAAAUUCUAAAAAAUAAGCAGUUACUUAUCUAAAACCAGUUUAUAAUAAUGAAUAAAAUUGUAUACUACCUUUUCCUUUACAAUCUAUGAAUGAAUUUGCAUAGGUUUGUUUAAAGUACUAGGUUAGUGGA